This is a messenger RNA of Fraxinus pennsylvanica, 1647 nucleotides long. Lineage: Eukaryota; Viridiplantae; Streptophyta; Magnoliopsida; Lamiales; Oleaceae. The record is from the annotation of a GenBank genome assembly.
AUGGCUUCUGAAGAACCAUACCAAAACCCAACAAAUCCUGAAGAUCAAUCUCAAAAUGAAGAAGGCAGUGAUAAGAAAUUGUCCAAAAAAGAGGCCGCGAAACUCGAACGAAUGCGCAAACGCCAAGAAGCUGCGGCAGCUGCCGCAGCCACCAAUAUCUCUUCUAUGGCAAUUGACUCCGAGGAUCCAUUGGCCGAAAAUUACGGGGAAACCCCUCUAGAUGAUUUGAAGUCGAAGGAAAUUUCUGGCCGAAAGUGGACGGAAGUGAAGGCGUUGAAUGAAGAUUUGAAGGACCAGGUUGUUCUGAUCCGGGGCCGGGUACAGGCGAUUCGAGCCGUAGGGAAAAAGAUGGCAUUUGUUGUUGUGAGGGAACUGGGGUUUACGGUGCAGUGCAUUUUGACCGUGACGCCUGAUGUUGUGAGUGCCCAGAUGGUGAAAUUUGCCACCAGUUUGAGCCGGGAAUCAAUUGUUGAUAUCGAAGGAGUUAUCUCUGUGCCUGCUACUGCCAUCAAAGGCGCCACUCAACAGGUGGAGGUGCAAGUGAGAAAAGUUUAUUGUGUCAACAAGGCCAUUCCUACACUACCCAUUAAUAUUGAGGACGCUGCUAGAAGUGAAGAGGAAAUAGAAAAGGCUUUGAAGGCUGGAGAGCAACUUGUUCGUGUAAAUCAGGAUACACGAUUGAAUUUCAGGGUCCUUGACAUUCGCACGCCUGCUAAUCAAGGAAUUUUUCGCAUUCAAUGUCAAGUUGAAAAUAUAUUUAGGAAGUUUUUGCUGUCUGAAGGCUUUAUUGGUAUCCACACACCAAAAUUGAUAGCAGGCUCUAGUGAAGGUGGUUCAGCUGUUUUUAAACUCGAUUACAAAGGGCAACCUGCAUGUCUGGCACAGUCACCUCAGCUUCACAAACAAAUGGCAAUCUGUGGUGAUUUUGGUCGUGUUUUUGAGAUUGGUCCUGUCUUUAGGGCAGAGGAUUCUUUUACACACAGGCAUUUGUGUGAAUUCACUGGUCUUGAUGUUGAAAUGGAGAUCAAGGAGCACUACUCAGAGGUAAUGGAUAUUGUUGACCGCUUAUUUGUUACGAUGUUUGACAGUUUGAAUGAUACUUGUCAAAAAGAGCUCGAAGCCAUCAAUGAACAAUACCAUUUUAAGCCAUUGAAGUACCUGCGAAAGACCUUGCGGCUUACCUUUGAAGAAGGGAUUCAAAUGCUGAGGGAAGCUGGUGUUGAAAUUGACCCUCUUGGAGAUCUUAACACAGAAUCGGAGAGAAAACUAGGCCAGCUUGUUCUUGAGAAGUAUGACACGGAGUUCUACAUUCUUCACCGCUAUCCUUUGGCUGUUAGGCCAUUCUAUACCAUGCCUUGUUAUGAUAAUCCACUUUAUAGUAACUCAUUUGAUGUUUUUAUUCGAGGCGAGGAAAUCAUCUCAGGAGCACAGCGUGUCCAUGUGCCCGAUUACUUGGCAGAACGUGCACAAGCAUGUGGAAUUGAUGUCAAGACAAUAUCGACAUAUAUCGAUUCCUUUAGGUACGGCGCACCACCUCAUGGUGGGUUUGGAGUGGGAUUGGAGCGUGUGGUGAUGUUAUUCUGUGCACUCAACAACAUCCGCAAAUCUUCACUUUUCCCACGUGAUCCACAAAGGCUUGCCCCAUGA